This is a messenger RNA of Auanema sp. JU1783, 1731 nucleotides long. The record is from the annotation of a GenBank genome assembly. Lineage: Eukaryota; Metazoa; Nematoda; Chromadorea; Rhabditida; Rhabditidae.
AUGGAUAGAUUUUUCGAUGAUAUAGAUGAGAGGCCUUGUGUCCAGAUGCAGUCCCAAGUGUUCGAUAGUAAUCCCCAAAUAAAUUUUCCCGAUCAAGGUUCUCGAUCCAUGUAUUACACAUUCGACGAUUGCCCACGUCCCCAACCAAGUAUUUUUGAAAAGUUCCCAGAUAUUGCUAAGGAUGCUUUUACAUGCACUUGGAGUCCCUUUGGUAACCCUGCUCCAUUGCAAAACGUUCCUCCUCAACCGUUAUGUCUGAUUAUUAGUUUUGAUAUCUCCUCAACCAAGUUGAGAAUGAGAUGGAUUAUAGAGAACGAAUUUGCACUGAGAAGGAAUGUUCAUUACAUUGUAGAAGUUCAUGAAACAGACAAAGAUACUCAAAGAUAUCAGAAGUUUAGUGUGUCUUGGAGAGCUUUCACUGAAAUGAAAGUGGUGCCUGGUCGCAAAUACGAUGUGAUAGUUCGGUGCCUUGAGAACGGAUCUAAAGUAGUGAUAGCAACCGGUUUUCAAAAAAUAAAAGCUGUCUUCAGUGUUCUGGAAGGCCAGUGGCUGUUAGACAAAGCAAUUCGCUCUGUUAAGCCCACUCUUAAACCAUUCAAUGUUCUGUACAGAUGUAAACCUAAAGUAUACUGGGAUGAUAUAAGAUUCAAUUGUAGUGGCAUUAUGAUGCCUUAUGAGAAAGACUCCAAUGGACAGCCUGCCAACCGCAUAAACGAAGAAAUUAAUGGUUUAUUUUUUACUGCAAGAACUAUGAGAGAUGGGACAUUACCCAUACAGUCUCCCUUUGGAGAUGUGCGUAUGCAGAUAAACGCAUGGAUUCUCCUUAACCCCGAGAAGUUCAAUUUAUAUUUUGCUGAUUUCUACUGCAGCCAAAAAUCAUUGGAUUGCCCAACCGAGAAACGACUACACUAUGUCACAGUCCUUGUUGCUCUGAUAGAUUCACCUAGUGAUGUUUUUGCUAAGAGGAACUUGAUACCUUUAGAUUUCUGUAAUAACCCGUUCAUCAAGUAUGAUAUCAAUAGCCAAUCAUUUUUCGUAAACACUUCCGUCUGGGUAGAGAUUUUCUUCACAGAGCAUGUACCUCUCCAUUGGGGAUAUUUAGAAUGUAUCGCAACUUCUGGGCUCGGCUGCUCAACACCUGGUGGAUUGCCAAACAAUAAGCAUUGUGCGAUAUGUAACCUGUACCCACUUCUGUCUGAUUCGGAAAAUAGCAAGGAACAAUUAAUAAGAAAUGAUUACUGCCAGGAAAAGAAAAAAGAAACAGACCCUGUUAAGGUUGAAAGAGAAACGAGAGGUCUUAAAAGAGCUAAAGCAAUCAUGAAAUCAUUAAUCCAUCCCGAAGAUGAAGAGAGGAAACCAAAGAAACAAAAGCGAGUUCUUGAGAGGGAUAGUGAUGAGGAAAAGUUUGAGGUCAAGAGAGCGCGUAUACUUGAUGUCAAUAGCCCCGCAUCCUCAGGCAGUCUCAUCGCUCGAAGUAUUAAUGAUAAUGCUAUAGUUCCAUUCGACGUUUCUGCAAUCGUUGAAACAUCCCAGGAUCCAAAAGAAGAAGAUUACGAAAAUGAAUCAGGAACCGCUAGUUUACACUUAGACGACGAGCGUCUGUUAAUCUGUUUGGACGAGGAAUGUGAGGAUGAGUUUGAUCAUAAUGGGAACCAGCUCUUUAUAAAAGAGCGUGAAAUUAAAAAUGCGGACGAGGAUAAUUUAGUAGUAGCCGAAGGCACAUCCGUUUAA